AUGUCCACUGUCAAGGCAUUAAUUAUUGUUGCUGUUAAGAAACAAUGGCCUUUGUUCCAACUUGAUGUCAACAAUGCCUUUCUGCAUGGGGAUUUGGAUGAAGAGGUUUUUAUGAAGCUUCCUUCUAGCCUGGUUGUUGAUCCUCCUCCUUCCACCUCAGUUCCAUUAGUAUGCAGGCUACAAAAAUCCCUUUAUGGGCUGAGACAAGCUUCUAGGCAGUGGUAUGCCAAGCUGUCUCAGGCCUUAUGUUCGAGAGGCUACUCUUCCUCUCUUAAUGACUAUUCCCUUUUUACUAAGGGUUCUGGUGACUCUCUUGUUCUGCUGGUUGUGUAUGUGGAUGACAUUAUAUUGACUGGGACUGAUUUAGCUGAAAUAUCUGCACUUAAAUACUCCUUCCAUUCUCAGUUCAAAAUCAAAUAUUUGGGUUCCCUGCACUAUUUUUUGGGUAUUGAGGUGUUGUAUACUCCUCAGGGUGUUCUGUUGCAUCAGAAAAAAUUUAUCCAUGACUUGUUGGUUCAGUUUAACUCCUCUGAUUGCUCUCCUGUUAUGUGCCCUUUGGAGUUACAUGAAAAGUUUUUGACUGAUAUGGGGGAACUCUUCCCCAACCCAGAGGAAUAUAAAUGUUUAGUAGGAAAUUUAAACUUCCUGACACAUACUAGGCCAGAUCUCUGUUUUGUUGUUCAGCAUCUAAGCCAAUUUAUGCAAAAACCUUGCAUCCCUCAUAUGAAGUCUGCCUUGCACCUACUCAGAUACCUAAAAGGAACUUCUGAUGUUGGUGUGUUCUUCAACAACUCUCCUGAUUUCUCACUUGAUGUGUACUGUGACAGUGAUUGGGGUGCAUGUCCUAGUAGCAGGAAGUCAGUUACUGGUUUUUGUGUGCUUUUAGGUAGGAGUUUAGUAAGAUGGAAAUCUAAGAAGCAACCUGUUGUGUCUCUAUCAUCUGCUGAAGCUGAGUAUAGGUCUAUGAGCAAAGCUGUUGCUGAACUUUCUUGGCUUGAAUCAUGUCUCCAUGAAAGGACCAAGCAUAUUGAAUUGGAUUGUCAUUUUGUUAGGAACAAGUUGUCUGAAGGCCUCAUUGAUCUUUCCCACACUGCCAGUGCUUCCCAGUUUGCUGAUAUGUUCACCAAGCCUAUUGUUGGUGUUGUCCAUCAUCUUCAUUUACGCAAGUUGGGAGUUGUUUCCCCUUCCAACUUGAGAGGGGCUAUAAGAAUACACACCAAAGGCAUCACUUAA
Lycium barbarum (goji berry) is the source of this 1233-nucleotide messenger RNA. RefSeq lists its product as uncharacterized. Lineage: Eukaryota; Viridiplantae; Streptophyta; Magnoliopsida; Solanales; Solanaceae. The record is from RefSeq and is a predicted model, not a curated record. The coding region runs from base 1 to 1233 and encodes 410 amino acids. The transcript has 2 exons.